Molecule: messenger RNA, 566 nt
Organism: Drosophila simulans
Lineage: Eukaryota; Metazoa; Arthropoda; Insecta; Diptera; Drosophilidae
Exons: 2
Coding region: 456-566 (36 amino acids)
Source: RefSeq, a predicted model, not a curated record
CAGUCGAUUUCAGUCGGCCGUGCGGCACACACACUCGCAACGCGCUUCUCAGCCAGCUCAACUCAGCUCCGGAUUCCGCUUGCCACCAGCUUUUGAACGCGUCAUUAAUCGCAUCGUGCGACAGGAGCCUCGAAUCAGUUUUCCCAGCAACGCGCGCACUUUUCCCGCCUUGGACCACCGAUUAAGGUCCCUUGUUCUUUCUUUCCGCCUUAUUGCUUCGGCCUGUGCGUUUGCAUUUUAAUGUUUGCUUAAGCAUUCCGUUGCAAAAUCCAAAAUCCGGUCAAACCAAUCCCGGCGAUAAGAAAGUACAUUCCAAACGGAGAGCUCAACGCGGAAUUGUUCGACACAAAAGUGAAUUACAAAUCAAUUGAGAAAGCCCGCGGCAGCGAGACAUAGAGCACACAUCGAAUCCAAUUCAAAAGUGAGGCACUAGGAAGCAAAAAAAAGAGUCCCGUAUGAGUAACAGCGCCAUGGUGGCCGUGGCCAUAUGCUGCAUCCUCGUCCUGCUGGCCGUCUUCAUCGUGAUCAUCAUAGUGGUCGGCCAGACCAUCGAGGAGCCCAAAUGA